Brassica rapa (field mustard) is the source of this 1664-nucleotide messenger RNA. RefSeq lists its product as uncharacterized. The record is from RefSeq and is a predicted model, not a curated record. NCBI's taxonomy places the organism in Eukaryota, Viridiplantae, Streptophyta, Magnoliopsida, Brassicales, Brassicaceae.
UAUUUCAUGGGUGGAGAUGAAGACCUUGAUGAAGAAGAGGUUUGUCUCGCAGUGGAAACUUCCAAAACUAAAACCAGAAGCAGCAACAAAGCUUACUACUUUAGAUCAGCCUGCCUAUUGGUCUGAAUUGCCAUUAAAACCGGCUGAGAGAAGAUCUGUGGUUCCUGUUCUAUCAUUGAAACAAGAGGAGGAAAAGCUGCAAGCUUCUAUAUUAGCUUCUCCAAUAAAACAGAUUGAGGAGAGUCAUAAAACUGAACCAGAACCAACAACUCUUUGUUUAAAACUAGAGGAGGAGGCAGAAGUUGCAGAAGCUGAGUGUGGCCACGUACCUGAUCAAAUAAAACAAGAAGAAAAUGUUCCUGGAGGGUCAUCUAAAGCUCUUGAAUUGCUCAGCUUAGUGGAACAUCUGAGAGUUGUUAAGGGCCUGCAACAAGUUGUUUUUGAACCAGGAGGAAGCUUGUGUGUGGUUAGAAGAAACAAACAAAUUCUGGAUCAGAAAGCAACUGCAUACAAGCUCAAUUUGCAAGGUUCAUUCACUCUUGAAAAACAAGAUUUGUGGUCAAAUCUUUUUAAAGGGAGAGAGAAUGGUAUGAUAAAAACUAUUUGCAGAGAGAAUGAAGGAGAGUCAGGAGGUAACACGUCCUUUAUCAGGUUCAUAACUGACCAGAACAAGCUGAGAAGAGAUAAACAGGAACUGGUGGUGGUUAAAGAGAAGCCAGAACUGAAGGAUGAGUAUGGGGACCAAACCACACGACCACCUGACCAGAAGGAUGUUAAACUGAGAGUACAUGGUCUCAUGUUGAUGAUCAGGACGUGGGUAGGAUCAUCCUGGAGAGAAGCAUUCAACUGCAAACUCAACAAAGUGGAGAAAUCAUCUGCCUUGGAAGCCACAUGCAGUGAGGAAAGUUCCAAGAUGUUGCUGAGACAUGAAGAAGGACUGCAGAGCUUUGUGUUUCAUCCUGGAGAGACUAGAGAGGUGAUGAUAUAUCUCAUGGCCAGGUCAGGAACUUUGGAGUUAAAUUAUCAAGGUUCUAUCAUCCUACAGAGCUUGGAUUUGAGGACAAAUCCUUUUAAAGGAGGAGGGGAUGGUGUGAUCCUGAUCAGGAUUGGAAUCAAUGGAUUGAAGCCAAUGUAUGGGUCAGCUAUACCACUGAUCAUGGUGCAGUUUAAUGGACAGUAUCAUACUCUUAUUGGCAUGAUCUAUGAGGUUCUGGAUAGAGAGAAGAAAGAACUGUUGGUACUGCCUUGAAACAGCUUGAACAAAGAGGAUUCAACCAACUGAGCUUAACAGGAGCUAUGGAGACCAUUCACCUCGUCCAAAUAUGUAUGGAGAACAAGAAAACAUGUCAGGAAGUUUCUGGAUUGGGCUAUAUUUGGAUCUAGGCGAAAUAAGGCUUUUUCGGUCCAAAAAGAGAGUUGCAGCCAGAAUCUUGAUCCACUUGCUUUCUAGCUGGCCUAACAGGACGUGGAGGAUCUAAAGCUCAUUAGGAGACACUCCAAAUCAAGUUCAAGUCGUGGCCCAUCAUAAACCAAAGAAGAACCAGCUUGUUGGUUUGAUUUAAUUGCAAUGUAAUGGGUUUAGUUUAUUGGGCUUUCAUUUAAUUUAAACCAAAGACAAUUAGGAAUUAGAGUAAACCAGAUUUGGGUAGAUUAGUAUUUAAAAU